AUGCUACAUCCAGGAGUUAGACUCACUAAAAGAGUAUACAAGCAGUCACAACCAUUGCUUAGAAAGAAUGAACAUGAAAUCUUGCUCAAUUAUUCGAAGCGAUUGAUAAACACUACACGAUUUCUUAUCAAUUUAUCGAGAAAAUCACUUCUCAAAAUAUUCAAAGUGAUUUUCUUACAGAGAUCCACUCUAAGUACAUUUGCAUUUGCUUAUAUUUUUGAAGUUCUACCUAAAUUAUUGUCAAGUGUAAUUCAUCAUUUAUUUCAACUAAAGUUGAAAGGUUUAGGGAAUGAAACUUUAAAGAUUUUGACAGACCCAUUAGAUUCACAAAGAUUACCUAUUUUUAUGACUAAACUAGUAGCCACAUUAAAUGCGUUUACCCCAAUUUACAGUUCAAUACUACUGCCAUAUAUGUCAAACAAUAAAUUGUCUUUUUAUAGUUCAUUUUUGGCAGCAUUUACUUCAGCAUUAUUGAAUUUCCCCAGUUUCCAACACCAUAAAUUGAAACAUGAUAGAUAUUACACAUUAGAUUGGACUCUAAUCCUAGUCACCAGAGCUUUAGACACAUUAAUUAUAUCUAAUUUCAAAUCUAUUUUCCACACCAAUCUGAAAACAGCGAAAACAGUCGGUGCUUAUGGAGAUAUAGUGUUAUUUGUAAGUGCCUGUUUCUUUAUUAUGGAUUCCUGGUUUUUCGAGCCAGAAAAAUUGACUCCACACUAUGCCAAAUGGAUCACCAAAGCAUCACAUCUAGAUGAGAAUGUAUUAUUGGGAAUAAGGUAUCUUAGAGAUGGAGAAUUAGAUUAUCAUCCCACUAAACCAUUACCACAUCAAAACCAUUUCAAAGAUUUUUGCAUUAAAUAUAACAAAGACCCCAAAUUAGGAGAUUUGAAUCAAAUUGAUAAAAUCCCCUGUGAAAUUCUACAUCAGUUUACUACUAAGAGUUGUUGGAAACAUGUUUUAAUAUUAUUUUGGGUUCAAUUCAAAUUUGCGUUCAAAUUAUAUGCUACAUUAAAUACUUUUUUAUUUGUCUUUAUUAAAAAGUUCAGAGGUAGUCCAUUGAAGUAUUUAUAUAAAACAAUUAGAUCCGCUUCAUUUUUAGGUGCGUUUACUGGUAUACAUUGGGCAGCUUUCUGUUUCAUUAGAAAUUAUCAUCCAAAUUGGUUCGGACAAAAAUUCUGGGAUAUUCUAGCCCCUAAAGCAGGGUCUGCAUUAUGUGGGACCAGUAUUUUAUUGGAAUACCCAAGUCGUCGUAAUGAAUUAUCCUUGUUUGUAUUGCCCAAGGCAUUAGGGACUUUUAUUGAUCCAACCCCAACUGAAUCGAAUAUAGCAACCGAGGUGAUAGCUUUUAGUUUAAGUUUCGCAGUAUUAAUAGCUUAUGCUAGACUGCAACCAAGUAAAUUAAGAGGGUUAGUGGGUAAAGGAUUGAGUUAUAUGGUCAAACAUUAA
Messenger RNA from Candida albicans SC5314, 1446 nucleotides. RefSeq lists its product as uncharacterized. The transcript has a single exon. The record is from RefSeq and is a predicted model, not a curated record. NCBI's taxonomy places the organism in Eukaryota, Fungi, Ascomycota, Pichiomycetes, Serinales, Debaryomycetaceae. The coding region runs from base 1 to 1446 and encodes 481 amino acids.